CCCUAAUUUUCCGCCAUAUUUUUUGGUUGGUCGGCACCUCCACGGACUCCGGAGUCCGCUCGGUUCCCCUCCUCAAGCUCGCCUCCUCCUCCCCUCGCGCCGUCGCGCGUUGCUGCUGACUCCGGAGCAAAAUCGAGCGAGCGCGGCGGAUCAGGUGGUGCUCUCCCUGCGCCGCCGCGCGCGCGCCCUGUUGGUUUUGGAACGAGCGGGCAGGGCAGGGCGGAGCCGGGAGAUCGGAGAGGAGCAGAGAAGAAGCUGGCCAUGGGGUCGGUGGAGCGGAUCACGUCCAUGCCUCGGCGGCAGGUCCAAGCCCGUGAUGGGUCGGUUGCUUCAUUGGCUAAACGAACGGGCUCACCCUGCCAACAGGAAGAUGAUUAUGAAGGUGCCAAAACUAUGACAAAUCCAUGGACCUUCCUUCCAGAGGACAUCUGGUAUCAUAUACACUCCUUAUUGCCACUAAAAGAUGCCGCUCGUACUGCAUGCGUGUCUCACACAUUUCUACGUUCAUGGAGAUACCGCCCCAACCUUGUCUUUAGUGAUGCAAAACUGGGGCUGAGUGGCUUGUCGGAAAGUGAUGAAGUAACCAAGGAACUCAACGAAAAAGUUGACCUCAUUAUGAAAAACCACUCAGGCAUUGGCUUGAGGACAUUCGGGCUCGAAUAUUAUAAUUUGGUCGAUGCCUCUUAUCUUGACCGUUGGCUCCAGAUUGCUGUUACACCAGCAAUAGAAGAACUCAUCCUUAUGUUUUUUCCAGAGAUCAAGGCAAAGUACUACGACUUCCCAUUCUCACUUUUAUUUGAUAGGGGUGGAAACUCGAUUAAGCAUCUUCGCCUCAGCUACUGUGCCUUCCGUCCUACCACUAGUCUUAAUUUCUUGCAAAGACUGCAUCUGUUUGAAGUGCGUAUUACUGGGGAUGAAUUGGGGUGCCUUCUUUCCAACUCUUUUGCUUUAGAGCAGUUGAAACUCACACAUUGUAAAGAGCUCAAUUACCUCAAGAUACCUUGCGUGCUACAGAGGCUCAGCAAGCUGACAGUGUUUGGAUGCACAACAUUGCAAGUGAUUGAAAUUAAAGCUCCAAACCUUUCAACCUUUGAUUAUGAUGGUAAUUUAGCAGGACUAUCAGAUGGAGGUUUGCUGCCAGUGAAGAACCUACACUUAUCUUCCUUUUAUCAGCAUCAUACUAUUCAAUACACAUGUGCCAAGCUUCCAUCUGUUGCGCCGACUAUCGAAACUCUCACCAUAUUUUCAGAAAGCGAGAGGUUCAAUACACAAAUUUCACCAUUCAGAUUCCUUCAUCUCAAGUGCUUGACGAUUUCUCUUAGCAUAUACCGUGGGGGCUUUUCCCCAUCAAAUGAUUAUCUUUCUCUAGCUUAUUUUCUUGAUGCGUCUCCUGUCUUGGAGAUUUUCACUUUGACCGUAUCACAGACUCGUAUGAAGCAUCACGUGAUUUCUGAAGAUUCCUCAUAUCUGAGGCAGAUGCCAGGACACCGCCAUGUCAACCUCAAGAAUGUGAAGAUCAUUGGGUUUUGCUCUGCAAAGAGCAUGGUAGAGCUGACUUGCCAUAUUAUUGAGAAUGCAACAUCACUAGAAUCCCUUACUCUAGACACAAUAUGUGAUGAUUAUGAAAAUCCUGAUAGGCUAUCUGUUCACGAAAUUGGUGAGUGCAGCCCCAUAUGUAGGCAAAUGAUCAUGGAGGCCAAAAACGCGCUCUUGGCUAUCGAAAGAUACAUUGUGGGGAAAGUCCCCUCUACAGUCAGGUUAGAUGUUCUGAAGCCCUGCAGCUGGUGCCAUGCCUUUGAAGUUUAGGUGUUAAAUUGUGGCGAUGUUGAAUUAUGUGGUGUUGCUUAAGCUAGGUGUGGCUUGUUUCUUUAGCUAUAGGAUGUACCUGCUGUUUUAGGUCCUGUGGUAUUAUUGCAUGGGUUGUGCUUUGUCAGUGUUCUAAUGUCAUGUUACAUGUUCAGUUAUAUUAUAAUCAAGAAGCAUUCUUUCUUCUGGCUAUCUCUGCUUUA
This is a messenger RNA of Oryza sativa Japonica Group (Japanese rice), 2009 nucleotides long. RefSeq names its product F-box/LRR-repeat protein At3g58900. Gene Ontology annotation, molecular function: protein binding. The record is from RefSeq and is a predicted model, not a curated record. NCBI's taxonomy places the organism in Eukaryota, Viridiplantae, Streptophyta, Magnoliopsida, Poales, Poaceae.